Molecule: messenger RNA, 990 nt
Organism: Schizophyllum commune H4-8
Lineage: Eukaryota; Fungi; Basidiomycota; Agaricomycetes; Agaricales; Schizophyllaceae
Product: mitochondrial genome maintenance MGM101
Exons: 5
Coding region: 45-815 (256 amino acids)
Biological process (GO): recombinational repair; interstrand cross-link repair
Cellular component (GO): mitochondrial chromosome; mitochondrial nucleoid
Molecular function (GO): single-stranded DNA binding
Source: RefSeq, a predicted model, not a curated record
CAACAACGCGCCCAUCCACGGACGCGCUCUUGACCUGAGCGACCAUGGCGAGCGCGUUCGUCAGACAACUCGCGAGGACGAGCCGCCUGGCGCGCUCUCCUCUCACAUCCGCGCGUGUGGCACCGCGUACCACCCCAUAUCUCUCUCAGAUUGCGCGCGCGAGCACAACCGCGACGGACGGUGCAAAGUCCUCCCCUGCAGCCGACAAAUCCGCCACCCAGGACUCCGAGUUCAAGGUCUCCUCCGAGGCACCUGCGCGCGAAGCCGAAGAAUCCGGCCCUCUCGACGAGCACACGGACUGGUCGAAGAGCUACUCGGGCUUGGGGACCAGCGCGUUCCCGAAGGAGGUGACGGAUGUGCUGCUGGCGCCGGUUGACCCUGCGGAUGUGGAGAUGAAGCCUGACGGCAUGAUCUACCUCCCCGAGAUCAAGUACCGACGCAUCCUGAACAAGGCGUUUGGCCCCGGCGCGUGGGGGCUUGCACCGCGGAGUCCGACGAAUGUAGGCCCGAAGGUGGUGAGCAGGGAGUAUGCGUUGAUCUGUAUGGGACGUCUGGUCUCGAUCGCACGCGGGGAGCAGGAGUACUUCGACCCGUCGGGCAUCCCGACUGCAACGGAGUCCUGCAAGAGCAAUGCUCUGAUGCGCUGCUGCAAGGAUUUGGGGAUUGCAAGCGAGCUCUGGGAUCCGCGAUUCAUUAGGGAGUUCAAGGCGAAGUACUGCGUCGAGGUUUUCGCCGAGCACGUACCCACGAAGAAGAAGAGGAAAUUGUGGCGCCGCAAGGACCAGGGCAAGUUCACUUACCCAUACCAAGAGUAGACUCUUUGAUGUCCUUCGCUGCCUUCCUAACGUCGAAUGCAUAUUAACCUCCUAUCCUCUGUUGUUUGCACUCCGUAGCAGUUCAAAAGUCCAUAAGCAAGAGGCUAUUUCACCCAAGUGCAUCAACACCGGGUCUCUUUCCCCAUGGCGGAUAGAAUACUCCGGGUUCGAAGCG